Ostreobium quekettii is the source of this 1698-nucleotide messenger RNA. The record is from the annotation of a GenBank genome assembly. NCBI's taxonomy places the organism in Eukaryota, Viridiplantae, Chlorophyta, Ulvophyceae, Bryopsidales, Ostreobiaceae.
CAGCAGUACAAGGCGCAGGUUGCCGCUUCCCCGGUACAUGCGUUCGGUGUGAAGCGGGGGCCGUUUGCGCUCCUGCUCGCCCUCCUGCUGCUCUUGCCGAGAUCGACGGCCACGGGCUGCGAGGGGGCCCCCAAGAUGGUCGUGGACCCCGAUCUGGGGCCCGGCACGGAGGGCGUCUACUUCUACAACGCUGCCGGGGGAUUGGAGGCGCCGGGCUCCCUGGUCUUCUUCAACGAGCACGCCCAAAUCCUGGACUGCGUCAACGCCUCCAGCUUCCUGGUGCUGAUCGACGGCCUGAACAGGCACCCCGUCUUCGACCACGCCUUCGUGGACAACGGCAGCGUGGUGGCGGCGUCCAUGAGGGUGACGCAGAACGGGCCCCUGACGCACAACAACAACUGGAGGUGGAUCUUUCUGGACACGCAAUUCCGGCGCGCGGAGGGCCUGCCCGACCUCAAGUUCAUCGGCUUUGAGCGCGGGGACGCGUCCUCCGACUUCGGCGCCGACGCCAAAGUGUGGCCCAAGGACCUGCUGCUGCUGCGCAACUCGCGCCACGCGGUGAUGCUCAUGUCGCAGAAGCGCAGGGUGGAAGUGGCCGCCUGCGUGCCGAACGCCACGCUGGCCGUCGUCGACCUCGUGGAGGUCGGGCUGAGGGCCGUGGACAGGAUCAGCCUUGAGCCCGUUGCGGAGGUGAGCGGCUUUGACCUCUUCACGACAGCCGGUGACGACUGGUGCCAGUACAUGUCGGCCGAGCGCAGGGCGGCCUUGGGCGCAUCCAGGCUGCAGAGCUUCCGGCUGAAUGACGUGUCAGCCAUCCGCGAGGUGGAUGGGGCGCACUGGGGCGACGGCCUGGCCGGCAACCGCACGUUCCUUGUGGCCCACCAACUCACGCAGACAAUCGACCUGCUGCUGUGGGACUUCCAGGCGGGGGAGUCGCCAAGGGUGGUGUGGCGCUUUCCGGGCGUAGGCGCCCCCAGUGCGAUUCGCGACCAGUGGGCCGGGAAUUGGGAAUUGGAAUUCGAUCCGCUGGGCGGGUUCUCCGGGCCAAUUGACGUCCGAACUGAAAACGCGAUUCCCUUGCACUUCAUAGUCUACGACGACGGGCGCUCUCACUCGUUCGACGGGGGAGAUGGUCAGUCAUGCCCCAUGAGCCGUGUUGCGGAGUACCACAUCGAUUUAGAUGUCAAUGGUCCGGGAUCCCACAGGGCGGAUUUGGCUUUCAGCCAUCCAGCCGUGAGGAAUUAUCCACCAAUCGUGGAGCGGGGACAGCGCGGCGGGGACAUCGCGACCGGGGUGCAGGACUUGGGGGAAUCGUGCGCGGAGUUUUGGGAGCAUUUCACCUUCCAGACGUCCUCUGCGUCCUUGACGAGAACAAAAAAUGGAACGACGGUCAUCACCCAGCAUGGUGAUGGGCGAGUGCUGCACGGGGACGGCCAAAUGCCUCACACCCAAGUGAUGGUUGAGGUGGACGCCCUUGGGAAGGUUGUGGCGACAUGGAACGCUACUGUUUCUGACGACCUUUCUCCAGGGUUGACAGGGCGGGUCCAAUACAUGGAUUCGGGAUCGUUCAUUGACGGCGCACGGCCCCAGCGUACGCCCUCAGCGGUCGACGUUUUACGAACAAGCGGAGCCACUGCCUUGGAAAAGCGGAUGACCGCUUUGGUAGCAGCUUUAGGCCUGCUGUUGCUUGCCCUUUAG